This is a messenger RNA of Helicoverpa armigera (cotton bollworm), 7558 nucleotides long. It is a transcript of the gene roq, whose product is annotated as roquin-1. Gene Ontology annotation, cellular component: cytoplasmic stress granule. Gene Ontology annotation, molecular function: metal ion binding; double-stranded RNA binding; mRNA binding. The record is from RefSeq and is a predicted model, not a curated record. Bases 143 to 2590 code for a protein of 815 amino acids. The transcript has 17 exons. Lineage: Eukaryota; Metazoa; Arthropoda; Insecta; Lepidoptera; Noctuidae. Gene Ontology annotation, biological process: ubiquitin-dependent protein catabolic process; nuclear-transcribed mRNA catabolic process, deadenylation-dependent decay; protein polyubiquitination.
GUCAGACAAUUUUUCCAUCUUCAUAAAUAAAUUGCAAAAGUCUAUCUAGUCUAUGUUUCACGGCUGCUGACCGAUCAUGUUUUGAAGUGGGUAGAAGCUAAAUGUGUUACUUUUGUGAUGACUGUUCGAGUUAUUUGUAAGAAUGCCAAUCCAGGCGCCUCAAUGGACGGAUUAUUUGAACUGUCCAGUGUGCUGCCGCGAAUUCGGCGCUCCGCCCCGCAGCCCCAUUAGCCUCGGAUGUGGCCACACACUAUGCAGACAAUGCCUCAAACAUUUACACAGGAAACAAUGUCCGUUCGAUCAGGCAGCCAUUCAAGUGGAACUCGAAGAGCUGGUAGUAAACACGGCACUACUUCAGCUCGCAGGAUACACGCCGCCGGCGCAGCCGUACCACCCACCUUCCAUACAAGCGCUUCCCGACUCCGACAAACAGGCUUACGACAGCAUCGUCAAAUGUAUGGAACACCUCUCCGUUUACCUCAAGUACUGUGGCAAUGUGAACAACAGUGUGGCAGGCAGCCGGCUGUCGCGGCCGAUGCUUCGCAAGCUGGUGGUGCUGCUUCAGUGCGCCAUCACCGACGAAGAAGGGCGCGGGAGGGCGGCGAGAGCGGCGCGCUCCCUCGGCGAGAGGACCGUCACAGAACUCAUUCUGCAGCAUCAGAAUCCUCAGCAGCUGAGUGCGAACCUCUGGGCGGCGGUGAGGGCUCGUGGCUGCCAGUUCCUUGGACCCGCGAUGCAAGAAGAAGUUCUAAAGUUAGUGCUACUCGCACUAGAAGAUGGUUCUGCACUCUCUAGGAAGGUGUUAGUGAUGUUUGUAGUCCAAAGACUGGAGCCUCAUUUUCCGCAGGCUUCUAAAACUAGCAUAGGCCAUGUCGUCCAGCUCCUAUACAGAGCUUCUUGUUUUAAGGUAUCAAAACGCGAAUGCGACUCCUCUCUAAUGCAACUGAAAGAGGAGUUCCGAACAUACGAGACGUUGCGUCGGGAGCACGACGCUCAGAUAGUCCAGAUCGCUACGGAGGCAGGGCUGAGGAUAGCCCCGGAUCAAUGGAGCGCUUUACUGUAUGGGGAUACUGCGCAUAAGAGUCAUAUGCAAAGCAUUAUAGAUAAAUUGCAAACUCCUCAAUCGUUUGCGCAGUCAGUGCAAGAGUUGUUCAUCGCUCUGCAGAGGACGGGAGACCCCUCGCAGCUGAUCGUCAUGAGUCUACAUCUCGAUAGGCUAGCUAACAUCGAUGCUAGUCCCGAUGCCAAGAGUCCAACAUGGCAGCAGCUAUCAGAAAUCAUGACGUCUCUCAAGGAGGUGCUCGCAGGACUGGUCCAAUACCUGCAGCAGCAGGCCACGGGCAGGGACUCCAACCACAACCAGAAGCACUCCAUACCGGACCGGUGUCUGGAUAAUACUACCAGCCAAGUUUCGCCACAAACAGCGGCGUCGACCCCGACCCACACUAAGUACAAAGUGUCCAUGUGUCGAGACGCCGCAACAAGGUCCUUCUGUCCUCGGGGAGCUUCGUGCACCUUCGCGCAUUCCGAAGAGGAACUUGAAAGAUUCAGAAUGAACGGAAAUUAUUACGCGCCCUUGCACGGGAGUCAGCCGAUGAACCCGAACUCUUCGGUGCCGAUGCACGGCAACCCGCCGGGGCCCAUGCUGGCCAACCCCCCGGGGGGCCCGGGUGCGACGGGGCCGAUGCCGAUGCCGGGGCAGCCGCCGAUGCCAGGGCAGCCGCCGAUGCCAGGGCAGCCGCCGAUGCAGAUACCGGUGCAAAAUGUGCCAGCUUAUCCCUACGCUAUUCCCCACGAAGGAUUUCCAUUCAAUGUGCCGCCGCCGAUAACCAAUGUUAAUAUAAACAUACCAGCAGAAAUGUCGGACCAUAUGAAUGGACACCACGGCUAUCCGACCCAUCCAAUUAGGAUUAGUCGUGAGAUUGUAAUACCGUCUACUGGAGAGCGGUAUUUCUGCCGGUACACACAGCGGAUGCCCGAUGUAGUACCAUAUCGUAGUUACGUACAAAACAACAGGCCGGUGUACACCAACCAAGAACCGCCGCUGCCACCGACUCCUACGGAGGACUUGUAUAAUCCUAUCAUCGCAGCAGAGUUACUGCCAGAGUACAGAGUCAACGCUAAUCCCUAUGGGCCGAGACCAGAUGCCGUGUGGGCACCAAACCCAGACGACAUGUUCUCUUUUAGCGACAUGCGAAACUCAUUGCCGCCGCCGCAAACUUUACCGGAGACGUUCUCCGGUCAUCAAGGAGUUAUCCUUCCGAUACGCUCCCGUCGUUCCUCUCCCGUCGACGGCUUGGGGCCCCUCACGGUCGGGGGCCCAGUGAUAGUGCCGGGGCAGGCCCCCAACCCAGAGCCGUAUCAGGCUCCCACUGUGGCCGCCACCGUGACUGGCAAUGGGCCCGUCCCUUCUCCAAACCCAGUUGGGCGAUUGGUGCUUGGUACUGAUCUGUGCGCAAGAGAGAGGGCCCCUCAACCACUCCCAAACCUCUCCCAGGAUGGAUAUACGGGCAUUGAUGAUCAAGAGUUGGAAGAGGGGUUACAGGCGCUGGAGCGUCGCAUAGUGACCGAGUUCAGGAACGCUGACUAAGAAGACAUCUCUUCAAGUAACUGGUUUUUACAGUGUUUAAAACAACGGGGAAACAUCCAUAUUAAUGUCAUCGUUUUAAUACUUUUUUGUAGAACAUGCUAAAUUUGUUUAAAGGUAACCACACAUAUAUGGCCGAGCGCAGCGAAUCUUGAAUUAUAUUUUGUCAGUGACAAAUGUCAUUCGAAGCGCUUCGCCAAAGGAGAUGUUUCAAAAUGGGGUUAAAUAUCUAAAACCGUUUUAAUUUGGCUUUGUUUGGCUGUAAACACAAAAUUAUACACUUGAAAUUACAAUACACAAGAAAAACGAUGAUUGAUAAAUGUCAUUUGAUAUAUUUAUUUGUCUCACUUGUCAAAGCGAUAGCUUGCGUAAUUUUUUUGAAUUGUCCAAAUUUGUGUUGUUUUAGCAAUUUAUCUGUACUUUUCCCAAAUUCCUUAGGUUUUUCUGGAUUUUUCGAGGUACCGUACAUAUAUUGGUCCGGAUUUGAAACAUCUCUUGUGCAACGGUUUCAGAUAUAUUUUUACAACAUAGGUAUUUUUUCGUUUACAUUGUUCCGAAAUAUUCAACAAACAUUUGGUUAAACAUUUUUUUUUACUAUUUCUAGUCAGUGUCAAGUUCCAAUUUAUUGUAUAUGAAACGAACAUUUUUCUAUGAAUUUUUACGUAUCCAAAGCAGUAGUUUCAGUGAAAUAAAACCGGAGGUAAGUUUUAUAUUCUUACUUUUCAACGGUCUAUGAAUAACGUAGCUGGUCUAUGUAUAUUUUGGAUGGCUGUCUUCAGUUUCUUAUUUUUUAGGCCUAGCUCCAAAGUCACAUUUUUAAAACUGUAGAAACCAGGUAACGUAAUGUAUGGAAAUGUAUAAGACAGGCCACACCGCAUGCGUAACGUAGACGUGCGCGUCGAUAUGCAAGCGGUGUGGCCUGUCUCAUACAUUUCUAUACAUUACAACUCAGUGGUACGUGCACGUCUACGCUUAAGCAUCCGGUCUGCUAGACCCUUAACUAAAGACGCUUAGAAGUAAUGAUUAUUUUUAAUCAAUCACCCGCUGGGCGUCGCCGAUGGUUUUCAAAUAGAAAGUUCAGUCAAUCAGUUUCACCACUAAUUCUAUGUUUGAUUAGUAAUGUAUGUCCUUGUAAUUAACUGAUUAUACAUUACUGCAUGAUGAUAAUAGAACUGUUGUAACUUGAAAAUAAUUUGUAAAUAUAGUUGCUAAUUAACAUAGCGUAGUGGUGAAACACAAGCGAUCAGAAAAUAUAUUUUUACAUACAUUUGUUAACUGUUUCCGAGCAGUUAGUAUGAUCUUUGUUUAAUGGUGGUGGGUUUUGUAUUUUUAUACGGUCUAUUCAUGAUUCUUUUUUCACAUCAAGUGAUCUAGCUGAUUUAGCAGUACAUACUAAAUCUAUGGAAUACUCUAUGCGUAUCAUGUCUACUUUGACACGUGGUUUAUAUGUAUUUCUUUAUCAUGGCAUUCUUUUUUGUAUCUGAUUUAUACCUUCGUUUAAUUAAUUAAGAUUUGCGGUACAACCUCCAUAGCCGGGCUUCCCCUCGGGCGCAUGUUUGUUCUGUAGUUGUUUUUCCCAGAUGACUUCAAGUCUUCGCUAUCUAUACCGACCUUCACCCAAGGGCAGUCACCGGCCCUUCGCGAUAUUUCUAUUUCGUUCUAAAGAAUAAUUAAACAACAGAACUGACUGACUGACAAUACAGAGUCAAGUGACUUUGAAACCAAUUUAAUAGAUUUCAUUAAAAGCGCUAGCAACUCCGAUAGUAUUUGAAGUUUUUGGAUAUUUGACAAUUUUGCGGGUCGAUUCGCAGUGGUUUUUGCCUAGGAUUGAUAUUUAUUGAUUACGUUUAUACAUAGCUAUAGUUGACUUCGUAUUGAAGUUGUUGUACAUUAGGUAUUUAUGUUGUUAAAUUAGAGCAGUCACUGUGACCGCCUAGGAUGUAAAAAUUAAUAAGUAUUUUUAUAUGUUGUCGAGUUUAUAUUAGACCCAACACAAAGAUCGUUUACAAGUUUGUAGCCUAGUUUGUCCUCCAUUGAAAUAUUUUCUUGAAGACUAAAAUACACUGCGGUCGUAACCUUAUGUUAGAGAGUUAGCUUACUAUUGUACGGAUUAGUUCAGAUGAAUAUAUAAGUAUAAUAUUUAAGCUAAAAACGGAUGUUGAUAUUUUUCCUCCGUGUUUGUUAGAACUCGCGUGAAACUGCUGAGCAAAGUAGCAUGACAUUUCGGCCGUUGCUUAAAAUUUCGGUUAGCGCGAGUGUAACUGGUAAAUUGUAAAUCCUUAAUAAAAACUGCCCUGUAAAGUAAUUACCAAUCAUUGUGUAAAUAAUACCUAAGAAGCGCGUGUGUACGCGGCCUAAAAUUAUUAGACGCAUACAAAUUUGGACCUGUUUUGUAAAGUUCAUAUAUAUUUUUUUGAGUUAGCAAAAAAACCAAUGACGAAAAUUCAAAUGGACGUAGAAAAUAGCAUGUUUGCUUUAGUAUUGCUGGACAAUUUUAAAGCAAAAAAUAUCUGAAGAAGGUUACAAUCCCUAGAAAAAUCGUUUGGCGUUUAUAAGGACUGGUCGUCCCACGGUGUGAGUUAAGCCUUUAUUGAGGUUGAGACGUCUAUUGACGUCGUGGCUAUAAAUGACAAGCUGUCAUUGUGACAGCUGUCAUCGUGACAGCUCGGCCCUUUUGUGACAACGCUCCGUUUUGUUUGCAAAACGAUCGUCAGUUGAAUACCUUAUUUUUGAUGUGGUUAGGUCUAUUUAGAGCUGAUUAGUACAUAAUCGUUAGGGCUUUCUUCCUACCGUCUUCCCACAUCUUCCCGUAGCCUCAGUAGCAUCCCGUCUCUCCACACCUCGAUGUAAUCAUCAAAGUAUAAUAGUUUAACGUGGUUAUUAGUUAGAUGAUUUAGUGAUAAAAUGUUAUGUUGUUUUUCUACGAUUAUUUUUAUUCAUCUUUGCUAGUGUUACUGCUUUGUUGAUUUUCAUACCAGGUCACUUAGGCCCCAGUGGGCACUGUGACCCAAAAUCCCCUCCAAUUUAAAGUUAUAGGUUUUUUACAUCAUUUGUUGAAUUAUAAAUCUUUGAUCAAUGUUAACCCACUUUAUAUCUUUCUCUGUUGAGAACUAUGAGUUGAAAUUUUAUUAUGAAAUUCAUACCCAUAUUUAUUUCGUAUGAAUUAAAAAAAAACUACAGCCAAUGUAAAUAUUACAACCAUUUCCCAAAAGGACACGCCACUGAAAACGUCAAGUAUUGUGACUUAAAAUUUUUAAUAGCAAUUACUUAUAGCCCUUAAUUAUAAUCAGAAAACGUGAUAUAUGUAUUAGCUAUAAAUAAAACAAAUUAGAAUAAUGUAUUAUUGUUCAUUGGUCCGUAUUAUUCGCGUAUUCCGUUCGUAAGUGAUCUGUAUCCGAGGGCCGUGAACAAUUUCGUACGGUUAUACAUAUUGGGCCCAAGUUUAGCGACAACGAACUUCAGUUUUGUUAAAACGACUGUUUACUAUGAAUUAUUAUGUUCAAGUUUUGAACUAAAGAGUAGUGUUAAGAAAUACGGAUGUUUUUGUUGUCGGUGAGCCUGGGCCUCACACGAGUGAUCUUUCACUAGAGGUAGACAAAGGUUUAGCGUUAGUCGAAUCUGUCAUAAUCAUGAUCCAACGCGAUUAUACACCUUGCGUAAUUGUGAUCACUAUAUUGUAUAAACAUAUGCAUGUAUUUAUUAAAAUGUCGCAGGAGGACAGAUAAUGCCCCAAUCUCUUUACUACUAGAACUAUCUUGUAGAACCUGAUCUUCUGGAUGCUAGCUGCGCAUUCCAGUUCUUUUUCAAGUAAAACCCUUUUCAAAGUACAUGAAGUCGUAACAAUAAUUGUACCAUUCGAUUGAUGGCAUGGACGAAAUAGUUGUUUGACUUCCUUACCUAGAAAUAUUAGCGUUGAUAGUGACUUUUCCUUUGAUUAAAAUACAUACCAAUGGUUUUGUAACUGAGCCCCUUCGGAUAACUGUACUCAGCCGAUAUCUCUCUUACUGCGACAUAUAACUUUGAUCCAUUACUUUUGUUAUAUUUAUCGUCCUUAUGCACAUGGUGUUACAAAAGUACUCUCUGAUUUCACUGAGCAAGGGCUUGUACAUUGGCCGGUCCAUAUAACCACGGUCUUGGUGUUACAGGUACUUUUGUAACACCCUGUAGAUCUAGGCAAUGGAAUAAUUGUCAGCUGCCGUGAUCACUCUGUGUAACGCAGUUGGGCUUUUGUCAACUUGUAACCAACUAGCAAAGUUCGCUUCAUUUAACUAAUUAUUCUAGUUUUAAAUAAACAGUACCUUUUGAUAUCUAAGGCUGGUGAUCUAUUUAUACUUUAGAAGAAAAAGUUUAAACAAAAUAUGUAAGGCUGUAAUAUAGAUAUAGCUGAAAAAUACAACGCCCAAUCUUAGCGUUUAUUUUGUUUUUUUUUUCUUUGUAAUUUAUGAACGUGUGACAGGCGCAGUUGUAGAUGGAAAACUAUGGACUCUGCAUCAUUUCAUAGCUUUCCUGUACACAACUGUGCCUGAAUGUAAACACUAAUAAGUCCUAGUGAUUCCGUUGUGGUUCGCUAAUUAGUUACAAUUAAACUUAGUGCAAUGAUGAACUUGCGUGCAAUACGUGUCAGUGAUGCGGGACGACCAAUCGCGAUGUACUGAUUGACGAGCAUUCAUACCUAGGAAUGAGUGCACGUCUCGGAUCUAUUGAGUCCUCUCGCAACACGCAUGCAGCAAAGGAGAUCUAACGAUAGCAAUAACACGAUCUCUUUGCAUUUACUUUAUAUGAUUUAUAAACAUUACAAAACUUCGGUUCACUUGUAACUAAUGUUUGUACAUUAUUGUAUUUUUUUCCUAGGAAAAGUCAUUAUUUAUAAAUAAAUAGUCUGUUUAAAGACUUUUAAUAGGACUUGCGCACACAGUGCGGUUUAGUGUAAUUUUUUUUGUAAAGUUUUUAGUUAAUAAAUUCUAACAUUUA